CGCUCCCCGCGCCCCAGUGCUGUUGUCCCGGUUUGACUUCAGCUUAUCGGACAGUCGGAGGAACACUAUUUGCCGAGACCCCCAAGCUGUCACCUCCUGGCACUGGACAUGACAGCCACGGUGGCUUUCCUGCUCCUGAGCCUUCUGAGGAUGGCGGCUCCCAAGGGAGUGUGGUGCCCAGCCUGCGGGCUGGAGGCCCUGGCCCCCACCACGCAGCAGGACAUCCUCAUCGCGCUGGCAAAGCAGAGCAUCCUCUCCAAGCUCCGCUUGCCAGACAGGCCCAACAUCACCCAGCCCAUGUCCAGGGGGGCCCUGCUGACCGCUCUCCGCAGGAUGCGUGCGCAGCGCAUGGACACGGCCGUCUCCCCGGGGAUGCCCCGUGAUGGCAGCAUCCCACACCUGCGUCCUGGGACGGGUGUGCAAGAAUAUGAGAUCUUGAGCUUUGCCGAGUCAGGGUCCUCCACCUCCCGCCGCGUUCGCCUGCAUUUCCGCUUCACCCGGGAGCUGGCCGGGAGCACCGAGAUCCUGCAAGCCACCCUCUACCUGUUCUGGGCAGUCCCCAGCCCCGGGACGCAUCCAGUCACCGUCAGACUCUUGCAGCCAGACCCAACGGGGCUGAACAUGACCGUGGCCAGCGAGACACGGCUGGAGGUGCAGAGGGCUGGCUGGGCCAGACUGCCGUUUGUGGCAGCCCAAGCCCGGGCCAGGAUGCCCCACCGGAUCCAGCGGCGCGGCAUUGAUUGCAGUGCGGACUCUCGGAUGUGCUGCCGCAAGGAAUUCUUUGUGGACUUCAAGGAGAUCGGCUGGGAGGACUGGAUCAUCCAGCCGGAGGGAUAUCACAUGAACUACUGCGUGGGGCUCUGCCCCAUGCACAUGGCUGGCAUCCCUGGCCUCGCCGCCUCCUUCCACACGGCUGUCCUCAACCUCAUCAAAGCCAACAACGCGGACGCAGCUGUGGACUCGUGCUGUGUGCCCACGCAGCGUCGCCCCCUCUCUCUGCUCUACUAUGACCGGGACAGCAACAUCAUCAAGACCGACAUCCCCGACAUGAUUGUCGAUGCCUGUGGUUGCACCUGACCGGCUGCCUGGGGAGGCAGGAGGGCAGGACCUGUGCUGCACAGGGCUCCCCUCCUCCUCGCCCCUCUCUGGCAGUGCGAGACCUGGUGGAACUGCUUAGAGACGGGAACCCUGCCAAGAUCUGCCCAUGGAUUCCUCUCUGCCCAUGAGCCAUGGCCUCUGAGACUGGCUCCCGACGGACACCACCAGACC
Molecule: messenger RNA, 1269 nt
Organism: Egretta garzetta (little egret)
Lineage: Eukaryota; Metazoa; Chordata; Aves; Pelecaniformes; Ardeidae
Product: inhibin beta C chain-like
Biological process (GO): SMAD protein signal transduction; BMP signaling pathway
Cellular component (GO): extracellular region
Molecular function (GO): cytokine activity; hormone activity; growth factor activity
Source: RefSeq, a predicted model, not a curated record